Messenger RNA from Aspergillus saccharolyticus JOP 1030-1, 1499 nucleotides. Its product is annotated as H(+)-transporting V1 sector ATPase subunit C. Gene Ontology annotation, molecular function: proton-transporting ATPase activity, rotational mechanism. Gene Ontology annotation, biological process: proton transmembrane transport. NCBI's taxonomy places the organism in Eukaryota, Fungi, Ascomycota, Eurotiomycetes, Eurotiales, Aspergillaceae. The record is from RefSeq and is a predicted model, not a curated record. Gene Ontology annotation, cellular component: vacuolar proton-transporting V-type ATPase, V1 domain. Bases 227 to 1399 code for a protein of 390 amino acids. The transcript has 5 exons.
CAAGCAACUCGAUCGAGAGCCUCCGCUCCGCACCUUCAGCUGCAGCUCCACCUCCCCUCUGGUUUCCAACUCAACUUUCCGUGCCUCUGUCUCCUUCCCCGUCUUUCGUCCGUUCUUAUAUACAGGCGAUUAUACCGCAUGCCUGGUAUUCUCGCAGCUUUUUAAAGGCCUCCGAUAACCUCCGCAAUCCCCCUCAUCCUGUGCUGCUGCCACCACCACCACCACCAUGUCCAAGUCCACCAAAUACCUCCUCGUCUCUCUCCCCACCUCCAUCACCCCUUCCCACCACCGCGACGACGCACUCGACGCCGUCUCUACCACCGUCGCUCCUGAAAAUGGCUCCGUCGCCCCGUUCCCCAUUCCUGAAUUCAAGAUCGGUACACUGGAUGCCUUAGUGCAACAGGCCGAUGAGUUGGCCAAGCUGGAGGCUGCCUGCCAGGGGGUCGUCGCCAAGGUCGGCGAUGCGCUGAAGAACAUUCUGGAGGGCGACGAGGCGCAGAUCGACAAGAUGAAGACCGUGAACGAUAAGCCGGUGGACCAAUAUCUACGCACAUUCUCCUGGAACAAAGUCAAGUAUCGAGCCGAUAAGCCUCUCGGGGAGUUGAUUGAUUUGCUACAAAAGGAGGCCGCCAGUAUUGAUAACGAUAUUCGCACGAAAUAUACCCAGUACAACCAGGUAAAGAAUACACUGGCGACGCUUCAACGGAAGCAGACAGGUAAUCUGUCCACUAAGUCACUCGCCUCGGUCGUCGACCCUCGCAUCCUCGUCCAGGAUUCUGAAUACAUCGAGACGCACCUCAUCGCUGUGCCCGCCCAGCAGAUCAAGGAAUUCCUCAAGACCUACGAGACUGUUGCUCCGAUGGUGGUGCCGCGGUCGGCCACACUGGUCGCCUCGGACAACGACUUUACCCUGUACGCCGUCACGACGUUCAAGAAGCACAGCGUCGAAUUUGUACACAAGUGCCGUGAGAGCAAAUGGAUCCCGCGCGACUUCAAGUACGUGGCCGGUGGCAAGGAGGAGGAACGGAGGGAGGUCGAGCGCGUGGGCGGCGACGAGCGCAAGCUCUGGGGGGAAACGCUCCGGCUGGGCCGGACGGCGUGGAGCGAGGCGGUCAUGGUCUGGAUCCACGUGCUGGUGCUGCGGGUGUUUGUGGAGACGGUGCUCCGAUACGGGCUGCCGUUGGACUUCGUCUGCACUUUGAUCCGGACUACGAGCUCAAAACAAGCGGACAAGGCGAAACACAACCUGGACGACAAGUACUCGUACCUGGCGGGCAAUGCAUUCGGACGCGACAAGAAGGGACGGGUGAAGCGCGAUGAUCCGAGCGAGAUGCACGGUGAGGGUGCUGCAGCGGCGGACUACACAGCAUAUGUGUAUUAUGACUUUGAGUUCCAGUGAUUGGGGUCAUUGUCAAUUGUUCUCGUUUUCUGUCUGGUUGUGCGUCUUCGUGUGAAUAUGUAUAGCGUACAUAGAGUCGAAUGCAUGCUUAUCGAGCCAA